Epinephelus lanceolatus (giant grouper) is the source of this 2232-nucleotide messenger RNA. The record is from RefSeq and is a predicted model, not a curated record. Lineage: Eukaryota; Metazoa; Chordata; Actinopteri; Perciformes; Serranidae.
CCGGUUGAGACUGAGUGCUUGUUGACGUCAGCAAACUUAUCCAGCAGCUGUAGAGGAGCUGAGGAGGAGGAGGAGGAGGAGAGGGACUGAGACUGCUGGAUGUGGAGCUCUGACUGUGGAGCGCCGAGGACCGUGGGCUUUUUUUUUUCUUCGGGACUGUUCGGACUUCUUCUCGCUCCAGUAAGAUGCAGCACUAAUGAGCACCCGUCAGCCUUUAGAUGAGUGAAGCACAACAAAGAAACCUGAACAUCAACAGUCCACACAGUGACAGUGGAAUAUAGGCAGAUACUCCAGAGGGACCUCGGAGACGCACAUUUUCCACUAUGAACCGCGCCUUCAACAGGAAAAAAGAUAAAUCAUGGAUGCACACCCCGGAAGCUCUGGCCAAGCAUUACAUACCCUACAAUGCCAAGUUCCUUGGAAACACAGAGGUUGAAGCCCCGAAAGGCACAGAAGUUGUGAAGGAUGCAGUCAGAAAGCUAAAGUUUCAGAGACAUAUCAAGAAGUCAGAGGGUCAGAAGAUCCCCAAAGUGGAAUUACAGAUCUCCAUUUAUGGCGUGAAGAUACUAGAUCCCAAGACAAAAGAUGUGCAGCAUAACUGUCAGUUACACAGGAUAUCCUUCUGUGCAGAUGACAAAACCGAUAAAAGGAUAUUUACUUUCAUCUGCAAAGACUCAGAGUCCAACAAACACCUCUGCUAUGUGUUUGACAGUGAAAAGUGUGCGGAAGAGAUAACUCUCACCAUUGGUCAGGCCUUCGACUUGGCCUACAAGAAGUUCCUGGAGUCUGGAGGCAAAGAUGUGGAAACCAGGAAACAGAUCGGAUCCCUACAGAAAAGAAUUCAAGAACUGGAAACAGAAAACUCUGAGCUGAAGCAACAGCUUCAAGAUCUUGAAGAGCAGCUGAUGAUCGCUCACGUGCCACCACCGCUGCACAUAAACGCAGCUAAUGAAGCGUACAUGCUGCAGAGGCCCUCCGCUCUCUUCUGGUGUCACAGCAUCAAGUCGCUCUCCUGUCUGGAGAUCUCCUCUGUCACACUCACUCCUAUGAGUUCGCCGGAGUCCAACUUGUCCAGCGGGCUACUAACUCCUCCUCCUGCCAAACCUGCUCUACUUCCUCCUAAGCCUACUGAGGGAUGCAGCAUCCCGCGGCCUCGCGCAGGGAGCAUCUCCAUGAAACCACAGUCCACAGAUGUUUUCGACAUGGUUCCCUUCUCACCUGUGACACCACUGGUGCCCACAAUGGCCAGUAAUGGCUGCCCACCACCACCACCAACCACAUUACCACCAGACAUAAGGAAAGACCUGUUUGGGGCUGAGCCGUUUGAUCCGUUCACCUGUGGGUCAGCUGAUUUCCCGCCAGAUAUUCAGUCAAAGCUGGAUGAGAUGCAGCGUCAGAGAUGGAGGGGUUCAAAAUGGGACUAACCUUAGAGGGCACCGUCUUCUCUCUGGACCCGCUCGACAGCCGCUGCUGAUGCCAAGAAGAUGCUCUUUGUUGCGUACUUUUAACUCGUUUGUAUGAAGAAGUGCCAAAAUCCACUGCUAGGGUUGAGUCAAGAUGUCACAGUUUUCAUCUUGAUGUUUAUAUGCAUUUGCAUUUAGAUUGGUUUUUCGAUAUUUCAAGGUAAACCCAGAUCCAUUAUAGAAAAGAACUAUUUUUGUAAAAAAAAAAAAAAAAGAGAGAGUACUUUUGCUUGCACAGGCAAUGAGAGAUGUAAAUAUCGGAAUAUGUCCAAUGGUACACUCUGUGGCAGAAUUUUCAUAUGAGACCGUUUGUGUGUAUGCACCAUUUGAAUUCUGUAUUGUUAACACAUUCCUGUUUGUAUGCCAAACACAAGCUGGCAAAGAAAUUAAAUGGAAUCUGUAUCGUUAAUGCAAACUAUCAGCUUGCCCGUAACAUCACAUAGCUUACUUUACACACCAUUAAAUCACACAUUAUGUAGCUAAUAAUCCAGUCUGAUAUUUUUUUGGCUUAGUGACCUUUCCAUCAUUUGUUUUGGACAUGAAUUGUUUUUGUUUAUUUUUUGUUUGCAUUUCAUAAGUAUGAGUUGCCGUUUCAGUAUUAACUUGUCAUAUUUUUUACUUUUUCAUCUUUUUAAUCUCUUUUCUUGCACCAGAAGGCACUUUUUUGGACAGCCUCUGUCCAUAUACAGUAACUCUUCCAUUAUUUUACUUUUGGUUGCAUUGACUUUGCUGUUACCGAUAUUAAAGAAAAUCUUACUGGAAAAACAAA